Molecule: messenger RNA, 862 nt
Organism: Sorex fumeus (smoky shrew)
Lineage: Eukaryota; Metazoa; Chordata; Mammalia; Eulipotyphla; Soricidae
Gene: RGS10
Product: regulator of G protein signaling 10
Exons: 5
Coding region: 112-657 (181 amino acids)
Biological process (GO): regulation of G protein-coupled receptor signaling pathway
Molecular function (GO): G-protein alpha-subunit binding; GTPase activator activity
Source: RefSeq, a predicted model, not a curated record
GGGCGCGGCGGGGCGGCGCCGAGCCGGCUCCUCCCCCGGCGGCCGCAGCCUCCUCGCCUUCCUCCAGCUCCGGCGCGGCUGCUCCUCCUUCCUCCCCGGGCGUCCGCGGCGAUGUUCAACCGCGCCGUGAGCCGGCUGAGCAGGAAGCGGCCGCCGUCAGACAUCCACGACAGUGAUGGGGGCUCGAGCAGCAGCAACCAGAACCCCAGGAGCACAGCCAAGUGGGCAGCCUCCUUGGAGAACCUGCUGGAAGACCCAGAAGGCGUGAAGAGAUUCCGGGAAUUUUUGAAGAAGGAAUUCAGUGAAGAAAAUGUUUUAUUUUGGCUAGCAUGUGAAGAUUUUAAGAAAACACAAGAUAAAAAGCAGAUGCAGGAAAAGGCCAAGGACAUCUACAUGACCUUCCUGUCCAGCAAGGCCUCGUCUCAGGUCAACGUCGAGGGCCAGUCCCGGCUCAAUGAGAAGAUCCUUGAAGAGCCACACCCCCUGAUGUUUCAGAAGCUCCAGGACCAGAUCUUCAACCUCAUGAAGUACGACAGCUACAGCCGGUUCUUGAAGUCGGACCUGUUCUUAAAGCACAAGCAAACGGAGGAAGAGGAAGAGGAGCCGCCGGAUGCCCAGACAGCGGCCAAAAGAGCUUCGAGAAUUUAUAAUACUUGAGUUCCUCCCCUCCCCCAGAGCCGGCAGGACUGGCCACCUUCAUAAGUGAAGGAAUCCGCCUUCGGGACCAUGGGGCUUCUAGACGCUUUGUUAUCUAAGGAUGGAGAUGUACAAAACCCUUCUGCGGGAUAAGUGUAUUUCAUUAACGCUUUGACAAGUAGGUUGUGCAUGAUUGCUAAUCUUUAAAAAAAAUUACUCUUCUGAU